GACAACAGUAUUUUGGUACUUGGCUGCAUUAACAUUAGAACCUAGGUGCUAUAGUGACAAAAAACAAACCCUGGUUGCAUGUAGAUGUACUGUAUAAACACUAGAACAGUGUUUCUCAACCUUUUUCUGUCAAAGCACCCAUUAAAAUUAUGGACAGUCUUGAGGCACCCCAUUUUAAAAUAUGAAAAACUAUUCUAAUAGUUUUAUAUAAAACAGAAACAUCCACACAUGUAGGACACCCAACAUUAGAAUUGAUUUAUUCUUCCAAAGCAAAUACACUU
Molecule: messenger RNA, 281 nt
Organism: Staurois parvus
Lineage: Eukaryota; Metazoa; Chordata; Amphibia; Anura; Ranidae
Source: the annotation of a GenBank genome assembly